Molecule: messenger RNA, 2938 nt
Organism: Etheostoma spectabile (orangethroat darter)
Lineage: Eukaryota; Metazoa; Chordata; Actinopteri; Perciformes; Percidae
Gene: alg10
Product: ALG10 alpha-1,2-mannosyltransferase
Exons: 3
Coding region: 242-1702 (486 amino acids)
Biological process (GO): dolichol-linked oligosaccharide biosynthetic process; protein N-linked glycosylation
Cellular component (GO): endoplasmic reticulum
Molecular function (GO): dolichyl pyrophosphate Glc2Man9GlcNAc2 alpha-1,2-glucosyltransferase activity
Source: RefSeq, a predicted model, not a curated record
UAGUAUUACUAUAGACGUGUCGUGCUUAACUAUUUAGCACAACCAGGAACUAAUACCUACACCUGAGGUUCCGGACCGAGAAUGCUUCCGAAGCGGACCGCCAGCUGUCAGACAUCAAACUCCCGUGCAUCAAGACUCAUGCACGCAGAGUUCAACCACUUUCACUCGCAAUUGAGAUUGUACAGUGGUUUUAAUACGCGAGUUAUGCGGAAUACACAAUAUUAUUACAGCUAGCUUUGGAAUGCAUUCACUUUUACAUCGGAUUUCGUCAUCAAACAUGGAGAAAUUUGAAGGCUACAUCUUCACUGCGCUUUGCAGCACCAACUUUUUGAUAUCCUGCCUGCUGUUCUCAAGAGUCACUCGGGAGCAAAGGGAGCCAUACAUGGACGAGAUUUUUCAUAUCCCACAAGCUCAGAAAUACUGCCAUGGGAAAUUCAACGAGUGGGACCCAAUGAUCACCACUCUCCCAGGCCUUUACCUUGUCUCUGUGGGAAUCAUCAAGCCCGUGGUGUGGCUCGCAGACCUGACCGGCCAGGUGGUGUGUUCCACGGCCAUGCUGCGCUUCAUCAACCUGCUGUUCAACUGCGGCAACCUUUACCUGCUCUAUCUGCUCAUCUGCAAACUGCACCUCAGGGAGAAGACACGAACAACGUCACGCAGAGUCCUCUCCGCGCUGUCUCUAUCCACCUUCCCUGUGCUCUACUUCUUUAACUUCCUCUACUACACCGACGCCGGAUCUACUUUCUUCACCCUCUUCACCUACCUCAUGACGCUCUAUGGCUGCCACAAGGCCUCGGCGCUCCUCGGCGUCUGCUCCGUGCUCUUCCGCCAGACCAACAUCAUCUGGGUGGCCUUCUGCGCAGGCACUUUAGUGGCCGCCAAAAUGGAUGAGGCCUGGAGGGUGGAGCAUACGAAAAAGAGGGAUGAGAAGUCUCCUCCAUCCCAGGUCCCUCUGUCAUUCAGCGGAGCUAAGAAAGUGGUUCUUUUCACGCUGGAGUUCCUCACCUCACCCAGUCAUGUGAAGGCGGUGCUGCUCGUGGCCUGGCCGUACGCGGUGGUCGGCGUGGGCUUCCUGGGGUUCGUGGUGCUGAAUGAUGGGAUAGUGGUGGGUGACAGGACGAGCCACGAAGCCUGCCUCAACUUCCCGCAACUCCUCUAUUUCUUCUCCUUCACCCUCUUCUUCUCCCUCCCCGUCUCGCUUUGUUACCACCGCGCUCUACGCUUCCUCCAGGCUCUGAAAAAGCAGCCUCUGUUCUUCCUCUUCGUCACGUGCGUCUCCUUGCUCCUGGUGUGGAAGUUCACCUUCGUCCACAAGUACCUCCUAGCAGAUAACCGCCAUUUCCCCUUCUACGUGUGGAAAAGGCUUUUCCAGAGGCACGAGCUGGUGCGCUUUCUCCUCGUCCCCGCGUAUGUGUUUGCAGGGUGGAAUUUUCUGGACUCCUUCAAGUCGCGCUCACUGUUCUGGAGUUUGGCGUUCUUGGCGUGCCUGCUGGCUGCCACGGUCCCCCAGAAGCUGCUGGAGUUCAGGUACUUCAUCGUUCCUUAUCUGAUGUACCGUCUGCACAUGCCUCUCCCCUCUCUUACCAGACUCAUUGUGGAGUUUCUCCUGUACACCGUGGUCAAUGCUGCCACACUUUACAUCUUCAUCAGUAAGAGCUUCCACUGGCCGGACAGCACGGCCACACAGAGGUUCAUGUGGUGAACGAAAAAGACUGAUGUCAGGAGUUCCCGGACUCGAAACAGGAUGGCGGUAUCAAAAGAGUUUUUUCCAGGGAACCACACAGUACAUGUAAUAUCUCAGAAAUCAAAGAAAAGCUUCUGUUACAUCUCAAAAUGGCUCAUACUUUCACCUGUUUUGUACAGUGUAACCAAAGGAUGUUUGGCAUAGAUUAUAGGCUUACACUGACAAUCAAUACUGAUAGUUUAAAACUGCUUUUCGUUGUCUGUAAAGCAAUGACAAAUAAAUAUUCUAUUCUAACGUGACGGGUGGCAGUGAAACUAAACUAAAAAACAUUCUAUCGUGAGGUUUUUAGGGUGUGCUUUGUUUGCAGUGACAAAGGCCACCCGCCCUAAAGGAGCACUGUAUAUUUACUGUCAGUCAGUUCACAAUUACAUGAAAAUGACCAAGAUUCCUUACCAAUAUUCCUAGAGAAUUCUCUUUAUUAAGUAUUAAAGGUUUUGGCUUUAAGAAUACAGCGGUGGAAUCAAUGUUGUAAAAUCCGGUCUGAGUUGUUAUGGUCUGUUUUGAUGAGAAUUCAUUGUGUAUAUAAAAGUUGUUUCUACUUUACCUAAAUAAAUUUUGGUUAAACUGUUGAUCCCUCUCCAGGGCAGAAAAAUAAUCGUGUAACAUUUUCUGCAGGUUUCUGGGAAUUGAUGCGGCUGGGUGGGGUUUUCCUAUGGCUAUAACAGUUUUGUACUUAGAAUGUAAAUACUGGAUGCAGUUUUAUGAAUCGAUCUUUGGUGAAAUUACUGUUGACACGAGAUGUAAAUAUGAUUAAAGAGAACAAAAAUGACAGCCAUAUUGUAAAGUUAGGAAGGUUUAUUGUAUGGGAUGUUUUUGUAAUAAUUGAGAUUUUUGCUUUUUGCCAGUGGAGAACACUGCUGGACACAUUUGCCCGGACAACUUUAUAAGUAUAGAAUGAAAUAAAAAAAUAUUCACUUGUCUUAAAAUUUUUACCUUGAUUUUUACUUUGACCAAGCCAUAAAGAUCCACUGGACGUGAUUUAGACUUUAGAAGGGUUUGUGUUUCAUGAAGUUUUUUUUCAGUUGUACUUGUAGUUGUUGUCUCCCCUUUCCUUUGGCUUUUUGCAUUGUGCCUGAUUUGUUUAUUUUUCUAUGUAGAUGUAACCAUGACGAUCUGUCCAUUCAGUUGUAUGCUGCUCCCCUGUUGAUACAAUCCUGCGCAAAGCUUUGAAUAAAAGUCCUCCUCUAAUAUAAA